CGGGCCGUUCGCACGCCGGACAAAUUACAGAAUGUCGCAUGACGGGUCAAAAGACGACAGCAGCUUCAUCAGAGCUGGGACCGAAGCCACAGUUCUCGAGCCGCUAGGAGCUCGAUUGUUUCAAGCGAAAAGGGCGCGCUCUUUGAUGACGGACACGGCAUGCGUAAGCGCAAGGAUAGGCGGCCAGUCGGCUGUCAAGACCUUCGGCUCGCGGGUACCCGCUCGUAGUCUGGGAGGACCCUUGCCUUUUGAUCGCCAUCGGGAGGGAGCGCAUGCCUGCGGGUCUUCUAACGGCUAUCCAUGUGUUGCAAAGCUGGUGCAAACAGUGCUAGCACUUCGUGAGACUAUCCGGCGGGCUGGUUGCUUUGCCCUUUAUAAGACCCAGCGCGAGCCAUCGCCAGUCAAAAGAUGUUCAUCCAUCGUGUGUACACUCUCUCAGUCGUCUUCUGACUUGUGUCUACUGCGGCAGAUUGUGUCCUCUUCAAAGCUUGGCCAGCCUUCCACGCCGCCGCCGCCAUUGUCGCAGACUGCAACAACAUCCUUGCCCGCACUACCCUCGUUUUUCCGCGGGACAAUCCCUUACCAGCCAUUCGACAACACAAACAUGUGUACGAAAAUCGUUCACGUCUUCAAAUGCGGUCAUCAGCAAGUCGACCUGGCUCCCUGCGCUGCGUCAAGAGUCGCAAAGUGCCCCAAUUCACAAGACAAGAAGAUCAAUCACGAUCAACGCUGCUCAAACUGCCAAAGA
Aureobasidium musti is the source of this 748-nucleotide messenger RNA. Lineage: Eukaryota; Fungi; Ascomycota; Dothideomycetes; Dothideales; Saccotheciaceae. The record is from the annotation of a GenBank genome assembly.